Hyaloscypha bicolor E is the source of this 1335-nucleotide messenger RNA. RefSeq lists its product as uncharacterized. Lineage: Eukaryota; Fungi; Ascomycota; Leotiomycetes; Helotiales; Hyaloscyphaceae. Gene Ontology annotation, cellular component: endomembrane system. Bases 231 to 1136 code for a protein of 301 amino acids. Gene Ontology annotation, molecular function: 1-acylglycerol-3-phosphate O-acyltransferase activity. The transcript is spliced from 2 exons. The record is from RefSeq and is a predicted model, not a curated record.
GCGGAGGUGGCUCAGACAGCCAGACUCCCGUUGAACGGGCCAGAGGCAGCGGGGAAGAAGGGCCUGGCGGGAAGUGUGCCCAGUGAGGCCUGGUGGGACUAGCGAGGACUGACGGCCGUGCAUGCUGCACAUAUGCGUGGGACCAACAGCACACAGGUCCUUACCGCUAGUUACACAGCACAACACCUUGGACCCUUCUUUCUCCUUAUCCAGAAGGUCAACUCUCCAUCAUGGCCGCGGGAAAGUGGUUGACGGACCUGCGGGGUUUAUUGAUUGUCAUACCAUGGGCGCUCUCCCUAGUCGUCAUGGACCUGACCCUCUCUUUCCUCCUACCAAUCAGUUACCUUUUUCCUAAUUGGGUUUACAACGCCUCGUCCUUCAUCGCCUUUGCCAAUUGGAACUGGAUCCAAUGCAUCUUCGAGGUCUUCAACGGGGGGAAGAUCACCAUGUCUGGUGACGUGCUGCCAGAGGGUGAGUCUGCCAUCGUCAUUGCAAAUCAUGUAAGCUGGACGGACUUUUAUAUGAUCCAGGCACUGGCUGUCCGGGCAGGUAUGCUGGGCCGAUGCCGCUGGUUUGCCAAAAUCGAACUUCGAUGGGUACCUCUACUGGGCUGGGGCAUCUGGGCUAUGGGUAUGCCCAUGGUGAGUCGCAAGUGGACAAAGGAUAAGAAAGAGCUGGACCGUGUCUUUGCUGGCAUCACGGUGAGAAAGUGGCCAACAUGGCUUAUCAGCUUCAGUGAAGCAACGAGAUACACACCAAAGAAGGCCGAGGCCGCCAGAGUAUGGUGCAAAGAGAACGACAGACCGAUGCCGAAACAUCUCCUCUAUCCCCGAACAAAGGGCUUCGUCACCACGGUCCAACACCUGCGGAAGGCGAAGCACGUUGUGGCCGUGUACGAUGUGACGAUCGCAUACCAACAUAAGCAUAAGUUUUUGGAGGCUCCAACGAUAUGGGAGUCCCUAAGUUGUCCCGUUUUGAGUGGGAAGAGAGGAUCCAGAGUCCAUGUCGAUGUUAAGAGGAUACCACUGGUGGACCUACCAGAAACAGAUGCCGAGCUGGCAAAGUGGUUAGAGACAAGAUGGAUGAAAAAGGGGGGGUUCUUGGAGGGAAAGAGAGAGGAAUGGUCGAGGUCCUGAAGCCGGCCAAUGAGGCUGAGCGUGCCAAGUGGUCACGUGCCUCGCGGCGCAACUGCAAGUUGAAGCUGUUAGCAGAAGCCUAAAAUGCGACUGAGAGAGUUCUUUGUCUAUCGGCCUUUGAGCGCACAAUCUAUCCCUAAAUGUCGUUCCCAAAAUUCAAAUAUAAAGAAUAAAGAAUAAAGAAACACUCAACCUCCAG